GAUAUUAAGCCCCUCAAUUUCCUUUUAUUUGCAGAAUACACCAAUUAAUUGAUUCUUCUCGUUUUGGCUCUGAUUCUUAUAUCUCUGCGAUUAUUAUUAUUCACUCUCUUCUCUUCUCUCCGCCGAAGUAGUCACAGCUCCGGCCACCAGGCAAAGAAGAGAGAAAACGACCUGUCUCCGAUAAUGGCUCCUAGCUCUAGGUCUCCUUCACCACGUACGAAGAGAUUGAGAAGAGCUCAAGGCGAGAAGGACGUUGGGAGAAGUAGAGAGAGAGAAGAUGAUGGUAGAGGAAGGGAGAAGAGAAACAGUAGGGAAAGGGAUGGAGAUAUAGGAAGAGAUAGGGACAGGGAGAGAAAAAGAGAUAGGGAAGUUGGGGAUAAGAGAAGACGAUCAGGGAGAGAGGAUACUGAAGAAAGUGGAAGGGCAGGAAGAGAUGAUGAGAGAUACUCUAGAGGAAGACAUGAGAGGUCUACUUCACCGUCAGAUAGGAGUCGCAGGAGUAGUAGGCGUUCACCUGAAAGAGCUAUUGCCUCAAGGCAUGAUGAGGGGUCUAAUGCAAGAGGGGGCGGCGAGGAGCCAAAUGUCGAGGAAGAUUCAGUCGCAAGAAUGAGAGCAGUUGAAGAGGCUCUGGCAGCAAAGAAAAAGGAAGAACCAUCAUUUGAGCUAUCAGGGAAACUUGCUGAAGAAACUAACAGAUACAGAGGUAUCACACUCCUGUUCAAUGAGCCCCCGGAGGCUAGAAAACCCAGCGAAAGAUGGAGACUGUAUGUUUUUAAGGAUGGCGAACCACUGAAUGAGCCACUCUGCCUCCAUCGCCAAAGUUGCUAUCUCUUUGGACGUGAAAGAAGGAUUGCAGACAUUCCUACGGAUCACCCAUCUUGCAGCAAGCAGCAUGCAGUCAUUCAGUACCGGGAAAUGGAAAAGGAGAAACCGGAUGGUAUGAUGGGGAAGCAAGUGAAGCCUUACAUAAUGGAUCUUGGUAGUACCAACAAAACUUAUAUCAAUGAAAGUCCCAUUGAGCCGCAACGAUAUUAUGAGCUUUUUGAGAAAGACACCAUAAAGUUUGGCAACAGCAGCCGAGAGUACGUACUGUUGCACGAGAAUUCUGCUGAGUGAAUGAAAUCAGAGUCAAGCAGCAACGAGUAUAUCUCAAGAUUUAGAUAGUUGCGUUUCUCGGGGAUUUUAGAGAUGCUUUGUGCCUGCUUUCUACUGUGCUGGUGACAAUCUCAGACAUUAUGUUAAUAGCAUUUAGAAAGCUUUUUUGCUUACUUGUUUUAUAACACCUGAUGAUGAAAGAUUGGUAAGAGAUAAAAAGUUAACUUUUGG
This is a messenger RNA of Arabidopsis arenosa, 1326 nucleotides long. NCBI's taxonomy places the organism in Eukaryota, Viridiplantae, Streptophyta, Magnoliopsida, Brassicales, Brassicaceae. The record is from the annotation of a GenBank genome assembly.